Molecule: messenger RNA, 12157 nt
Organism: Grus americana (Whooping crane)
Lineage: Eukaryota; Metazoa; Chordata; Aves; Gruiformes; Gruidae
Gene: NEXMIF
Product: neurite extension and migration factor
Exons: 5
Coding region: 315-4922 (1535 amino acids)
Biological process (GO): negative regulation of cell-cell adhesion mediated by cadherin; negative regulation of cell-matrix adhesion; negative regulation of cell adhesion mediated by integrin
Cellular component (GO): nucleus
Source: RefSeq, a predicted model, not a curated record
CUGCGCGCGCCGGGGCCCCGGGCGCAUGGAGCAGCGCUGAGCGCCGCAGCCGCCGAUACCGACACCGCCUGGCGGGCGGGGGGACCCGCCGGCCCCGCGCGGCCGCCUCCCUCGCGGGCCCGGCGCUGAGUUUCCAUCGUCAUCAAAUACAACUCCUUUCAUUCUCCUCUUCCAUUCACCUACCCAAAGACCAAAUCUGGAAAUAGUAACCAAAAGAGAAGCCCACGUCAUACACAAAGCAGGGAAAGGUUGAAGUAAUUUAAGGGUUGGCCAGAUGCAGUGGGGCAUGGAGUGAACAGAAAGAGGUUAAAUUGAUGGAUGACCAACAAGAGCAGGAUUGUGCCUCAGAAGACCAAGAAACUAUCCUGAUUAAUGGGGUGAAAGAAAAUGAAUCGCACGCCCUGGACGGCGAUGAGAGGCCUUGCACCGCCGCCGAGGCCGCGGUGACGUUCUCAGCCUUGACGACAGCUCAGAAGGAAAACCACGCGUGCCACCGGUCGCUGACGCCCCUGACUUCAAAGAAGCCCUGCUUGCUGAGCCCCCCGUCGCCUCUGAGGCUCACGGAUGUACCCGAGCACGCCUCGGAUGACUCCUCCGCCCACGCCAUCUCCCUCACGUCCUGCGUGACGAAGGGCAUGAGCUCCUGGUCGCUGCCGGGCGACUGCGAGAAGGCUCCCUUCACCAUGAUGGAGCCCGGAGGCAUGUCGGCGCUGACGGGCGACUGCUUGAUGCAGCCGAGCCGGACCUGUCUGGGCUGCUUUAUUGAAUCAAAGGACGGCAUUGAUGCAGAGCCGGGAAUAAGCUUGAAAGUGGGGGAUAUAAAUAGGGAUUAUGACACCUGUUCGGUGUCUGAUAUAGGGAUUCACUGCAUGAGCACAGGAGAAACCAUGAGAUAUGGGGAUCAACUGCUUUCAGACCAGCUUUUAAGCUUCCCUAUGCAUAAAUCGAGGGCAGCGGACAAAAGAGAUGCAGAAAAAUCUGACAGUGAUUCAGAGGACCCCACUCAGAAAAAUUAUUACGAGGGAUUACUAUUAGACAAAUGCAAUGGUGAGGAACCUUUACUAACAAAUCCCAACCAGGAAUGGGGCUAUUUCGAAUCUUUCAUUAGUGAAAGUAAAAUUGAGCUGCUUGACCUCUGCUCCAAAAACGAGCUUUCUGUAAAUCUGUUUUCCGAGGAAGACGUGGAUAAUUACAUGUUUGACGACGACGAUUCCACCUUGGGAAGCGAUGUCUGCUCCCUAAAGAUUAGAUACGAAUCUUUCCAGGACAACGUGCGGGAGAAGACCACCACCCUACAAGAGGACGCCCAGUUCAACUUCUUCCCCAGCGUGUUCGGCAACUGCACCAAAAGGGACAGCAGGAGCACCCUGAAAAGGGGGCCCAGCGGUGCCAGCGACCCUUCUCAAUUCAAAUCUGAGGAAGGCAUCAUCUGGGGGGAGGAGGAGGAGGAUGGCGAGGAAGAGGACGGUGAGGAGGAGGAGAAAGCUGCCUUAAAUAAAUCUUGCAACAGCACGGAGAUGGUGCAGUACGUGGGCUCCAAGAGGAGCCACUUCUUGGACUCGGUGAAUUCCACGGAGGACUCCGGGGAGUUCAGCGACGACAGCACUUGCACAGAGUCCUCCUACGAUGUGCUGCAGGAUAUCAAGGACUGCAGCCGGUACCUGUCCCGGGACCACUCCAGCUCCUUCAUUCAGCAGAACUACGGGUUGCGGGCGAAGAGGAAAGUGCGAUACAGCGACGACUACCUGUACGAUGUGGACUCCAUCGAGAACGAGAAGAUCCUGGACAAGAAGGAGUGGCUCCCAGACGGGCCCAAGGAAGAGGACGAUGACGAGUGGUGCCCCAAGAAACGGCGAAAAGUCUCUCGCAAGGAGCCCCCCGUUAUCAUCAAGUACAUCAUCAUUAACAGGUUUAAAGGGGAGAAGCAUAUGCUGGUGAAGCUCAGCAAAGUGGAUGCCAACGAGACAACUGUUACCCUAAACGAGGAGCUGCUCAGCAAAUACGAGAAGCUGGCCCCACUGAAGGGCUUCUGGCAAGAGAGGCAGCAGAGCCGGCUGGAUUUGCUCAGAUCGUCUCUCUACCACAAGCAGAAUUUCUAUCUUAACGGCUCAGAUGCUUCGUUCCUCCCUCACCCACGGAAGCGAAAAUGCAAGCUAGCAAACAGGCACCGGAUUCAAAGAAUUAAAGCCAUCGAGCAAUCAGUGAACAAGCUGGGCUCUUGCUCCUCGGAUCACAAGCAGCCUUGCAGCAGUAAAGAGGAUGCCGGCCUGAAAGGGCUGCCGGCGUUAGCCAUCGCCACCCCCGGCUGUGCCAACGGAUUACACGUGAACGACAUCACGGGCAUCGCUGCCGUGAAAUGCAAAUCGCAGGAACGGGAGCACAAGGGGACGGAGAGGAAAGUGCUCCGCAGAAUCAAAUUCAAAAGCGAAGCCAGGUUGAAGUGCAAGAAGAUCAAAGCUGCUACCAGUACGGCGGAGGGCUCCCCGGUGCUGGAAAACCAGGACUCUGCAGCGCGUCUAAAGGACGAAAACGUUCCUUGUGCUUCAGACAGCUCCCAUCUCCCGGAGUGCCACGAGGAUAAGGUUGCUAAAAAUUCUCCUUUCCUACCAUCCACCUCCUCUUCAGACAAGCCUCUGCCAUCUGCUAAUAUCACCACCAAUGUACCCCUGAUCCCCGGAGGGUAUCUGCAGACGUUGUUAGAUGCUUCUGAUUUGUCGAGCAACACCGGUAUCUCAUACUUCACCCAGCAUCCCUCCGAGCAGCAGCAGCACCCCCUCCCCAGCAUCGUCCCGGCAGAAAAGCCCUUCCCGGCUCUGCAGCCGGCGCAGAGCUGCGUGCUCUCCCCGCCCUCCGAAUCGGAGCUGCAGCAGUCGCCCGGUCACUUGGAGAUGGAGCAGAGCAGCUUCGGUAGCAUGUGGCCGGCCAGCAAGGCUGCCGGCAGCAACCGCCAGGACUUCCCCGGCGACAUGCGGGAAGCGGCCGGGCUGCCGAGCGAAUUCGGCGGCGGCGGCGCGGGUGCAGACGGCCUCCCCGCCUCUGGAUACACUCAAGUCAACCUGAAUAGCAGCAAAUUGCUAUACCAAAAAAAUUACAUGCCGGAUAGCCAACAAGUGCAGUCUGAUGAUUCUUAUCAGUCAUGUCAUUUUAAUAAUGGAGAGGGGCGCUUUCAUUUCCAACGAGGUACACUAAGUACGGAUGAUGGCAGGCUCAUUAGUUUUGAUUCAGUGGGUUCAUUGUCAGUUAGUUCUAGCAAUUACAGUUCUUUAAGUUUAAAGUCUUGUGAAAAGGACGGCGAGGAUGAUAUUAAUGACGAUUUCUUGGCCCACUGCAGUCCCAAGCUAGUGAUCCAGCAGAGCAUAGACGAGAUCACCCCUUUGAAGGAGUCCACGGACCUUUUAGACAUUUCCAACUUCACGCCUGAUAAGUUCCGCCAGUCGUCGCUUUCGGAGAUGUCCCCUCCGGACACUCCCAACCUGUCCCCGCAGAUAGCUGGCUCCGACGCCAAGCCACUGGGCACCCUGAAGGGCUUUCAGGAGAGCCCCCAGGCCGCCAUCAACAGCUCCGAGAAGGUCAAGUGGAACUGCGGGGUCCUGCAGACCGAGGAUCAGGCAGAUAAUGGGUUUGCUUUAAAUAAUCACCAGUUCCAGUUCCAUAUGUUCAACGAUGAAGAUUCUGUCAGCCUUCUCGAAAAGAGUCCAUGCUUGUCAACGUUUAAUGAGCCAUCUGGUCAAAUUAGCACCAAUAGCAAAGUGUCAAAAUCGAAGAGGAAAAGUUCAUCCAGCAAGAAUGUGGGUACAAACCAAAGCUCUUCCCAGAAAGCCACCCGGAAAAAAUCACCCAAAACCAACAAAGGAACCGAUAAGCCGCAAGGGAAAAACUCCAGGCAGGCGCCCAAAUCUGCCAGGAAAGGGAAAAACGCGGCAGGAGUCAACAGCGAGAAGGCUCCGGCGGUUGGCGGCAGGGCGGUCAACCAGCUGAGCAACGCGGCCACCGCCGCCAAGGGCCUCACCGAGAGCGCUCAGCAUUGCAGCCCGGCCGGGGUGAAACUGGGCAAGCACAACGGGCUCUCCGGAGAGUGGGCACUGGGAAAAGACGGGGCCGCGGGCUGGUCGGAAGCCAGCCUGGGCAAUGCCACCAGCCUCCUGGACGACGACCAGAGGGAGUUUGAAGAACCUUCCAACAUCCUGUCCAACAUCGCAUCGGGAAUGGCGGACGUCCAGAGGUUCAUGAUGGCCUCCAUCGAGCCCUUGUGGGGACCGGUUGGCCACAACAGCGUUCCAGACAUAUUCCGGUCACCGGAGUCCAACAGCCUGAAACUGAAAACUCUUAAAAUUUUGGCAGGGACGUCCCAAGAGUCGAAGAAGAAGGUGAACGGCGGCUCGCCGGGGGCGGCAAAGAACCACAAGUCGAACAACAAGGGCUCUAACAAAAACGGCAAAGCCGCAACCUGCGACCCCGGUCGCCCCAACUGCUCCACCGGGUACAGCACGGACAUUCACGCUCCCUUUUUUGAUAAAAACUAUAGUAACCUGAGCACUUUAGGCAAUAACGGACCUACCCAUAAAAAACUCUACCGUCAUAAAUCCAGUUCGAAAUCGCUGAGGGAUGAGAACUGUAAAAUAAAGCGAACUGACCGCGAACAGCCCCACAAGGACCCCCCCGUGACAGCUGCUUUUGAGAAACUGAGGGAAUCAGACUCCAUUCUUCUUAAAGCAGAAACAACAUUUUUGGGUUUUCCUGUAUUUGAAGAAGAGACUCCCUUUUCUAGAAAGACGGUUGAUGUUUGUUUCUUUUCUUUUUUUUUUUUUCUUCUUUUUUCUUCUGUUUUUUUUUUUCCCUCUCGGUUGGGUUUUUGGUUUUUUUUUUUCCCAUCGGUUCCUUUUCGAAAUCUGCCUUGUGGUAUGGUGAAAUGUAAGUGCUGAAAUGAAGAGUUUGAAAUUGUGGGAAUUUUAUUAUUUGAAAGCAAACCUAACCUGGUAUUCUCUGUGAAAGACUGUUUUAAAAGUCAUACUGUUGUACAGUAGUUGAUGCACUAUUACCCACAACAACAAAAAAUUGUGCCAAACUAUGAACAAGUGACUGUAUUGUAUAUAUUUUUACUUCUCUAUCAACAUUGGGUUGUGAGUGUUUUCUGCAGCUAUGCCUUUUGGUUUUACUAGAAACAUUCCAGUUGUUAAGUACUAACCGCCCCCCCCUUUGAAAGCACCUGUAACUCACGAUGAAAACGAUAUUGUUCACUUAUACAACUUACCAAAAGUUUUAUGGACAUGACUAAAAGUGUGCCAAAUUUACUUACCUCAUUUCAUGGAUUCACCCUGUGGUUUAAAGCUCAUAAAGGUAAAUAAAAAAAAAAAAAAAAGAAAAAAAAAAAGGAAAAAAAAAAAAGGGGAAAAAAAAAAAACCACACAAAACAAAAAGGAACUUUGAAACCGAUGCUGGGAAAUGGUAACGUCCUCUCUUUGAAACCACGAGCAGAAAAACUUAAUGGUGAAAUGUUGAGUUUCGUUAUAGGAGAGAGUUGCAAUGGUGGAGGAGUUCAGAAAAGCCCUGACGGUAAGUUUGCCAGGAACUCAAGUGUCUGCACCUAGAGACUACAGAACAGCUGCUUUCCAAGUGUCUGUUUUCUUAAAGCAAAACCUGUAGCUGAAGAUCAUUUGAAAUGCAAAGUUACAUUGCUAAUCCUUUGUAUCUCAGUUUUAUAUAUUUUAUAAGAACCUGGGAUAAAUUCUAAAAUAGUUAUAAAAACAGAACUAAUACGUUUCAUACAUUUAUUGCUAUUUACUUUUCCUUUGAGUAGUUUCUUGAACAUUUUCGAUGCAGAGCCUGUCGAAAGCGCUCUCCUGUCAUAGCUUUGGUGUUUCCUAAAUGUCUAACCUUGCGACGCCAAUAUAGCUUGAACUUUCAAAAGCGAAGUCAUUAGUUUUAAAUACAACUCUGAACCUUUUCUUUUGAAUCAAUUCAUAAGAUAAGAGAAAAAAAAAAAACCACAAAAAAAAGAAAACAAAACCACAACAAAACGGCGCUAUUUGUGAUCUCACCGAUCAGGGCCGGAUCAUACGUGACUGGACUUUAUUAAGACAGCGUUAAGUAUCGAAUGCUAAAUGUAUUCUCAAAAGGCCUUAUUUGUAACCCUACUCACCAGACCCUCGCCCUCCAAGGGAAUAACAAACCCAACAAAGAUCUAUUUUCCUUGUGCAACUGAGAGCCUGUGCGUUUUGCUGCUGAUUUCGUACGAAACCUUGAUAUGCAAGAGCCCUGCUAACUGGGAGCUUCUAGGAGCGGAGGGGCGCGAGGCUUGGACGCGCGUAUGCAAUAGAGAAGCGGUGAGGAAGAGGAGCCUUAAUAGCAGUCGGACAGAUGGCGUGCUCGACGGGGUUGCGAGCAUAAAGGUGUUUGGCGGAGGACAGGGCUUAGACUCGGGUUUUCUUACAAGUCGGGGUUUGGGGUUUUUUUUUCGGCCCACGCGCAAGGCAAAACAGCAGAAUUGUUUCUCGUCGGUUUAGCAAAAAAGCAGACUGAACUCUUUAAAAUCGAACUGGAAGUUGCAGAGUGUCAAUUUAGAACCCAAAUGUUUUCAGCAGUUGCAGAUCUUGCGGUACAGCUUAGGCUCAGCUCUGCAGUCCCGGAGGGACCAGCACGGCCGUUGCAUUGCAUUUUAUUUAACGGAGGAAAGAAGGAACUCUGAAAAAACAGUAAUUCAGAAAACCAUCCCAUUAAGUUCAUUUAUUCCAUGAACAAAUUAAAUGCUGCCGUUGCCCGGAGUUGCUCGGGACGAGAGCGGUCCCUGGGUAGCCGCGGGUUGGAGCGGGGUGCGGCAUCUCCAGGAGGGAGAUCCAGAAGAUGCUCGGGAUUUUUUUUUUUGGAGACGGAGCUGCACUAGGGCUCCAUCCCUGGGUGUCUGGCUUUCCUGCAGCCACCGCGCUCUGCCCCGCUUCCCCGGCAGCUCUCUUUUCUGUUCCUAGGGUCAGCAGAUGCUCCAAGCUCCGGCCACUGCCGUGGUGUUGACGUGUCCCAUUUUUUCAGCGGGAUGAGGGGGCUGCCCGCUCCCUUCUUUCGGAUGUUCAGGCUGCUGCUCCUACGGAGAGAGGUCAGGUCCAGGGCUGGGAUGUGGCACAGCCUUUCGGCCUUUCUUUUGGACCCAGAACCAUCGUUUGAAAGCACAUUUCGACUGGCCCGCACUGUGCUUGGUACGCUUAAUAUUAUGAAUAGGGGACUCGUAAUAAAAUACCUUGUACUGAACCAGAUAGCAAUAUUUAUUGCAUUCAAGAAAUGUGCAAUAGGGCAUGAAUAUAAGGCAUAAAACGUAUCGACUGUUUUAUUGUAUGUGGAAUUCCAUGAAUACCCAGCUAGGUGUUUCAGGACAGUGGCGAUCACAAAUACCAGCUGCCUUGUUGCGCUCUCCUUCAGUCCUUCUGUCGCUCCGAUUUCGCUGCCGUCUUUGGUUGUCAUCCCACGUCCUCCCCAAAAAUCUCUGACCGGGGAGAUGUUAAAGAGCCCAGAUCCCUCACGGUGUGGCACUGGCCCUUCUCUGCCUCUGAAAAAAGUGGAUCCCUCUGCUGAUUUACCCCCAAACUGGGAAAUUGCCUUGAGCCAACCAUUUGUUCUCCUCCCUUUUGAUCUUCAUAGAAACGUAGGGUCGUAGAAUGGUUUGGGUUGGAAGGGACCUUUAAAGGCCAUCUAGUCCAACCCCCGUGCAAUGAGCAGGGACAUCUUCAACUAGAUCAGGUUGCCCAAAGCCUCAUCCAACCUGGCCUUGAAUGUUUCCAGGGCUGGGGCAUCUACCACCAUUCUGGGCAACCUGUGCCAGUGUCUCACCACCCUCAUCGUAAAAAAAUUCUUCCUUGAGCCCUUCUCUGCAGGGCUGCUCUCAAUCCCUUCAUCCCCCAGCCUGCAUCCGUACCAGAGGUUACCCUGACCCAGGUGCAGGACCUUGCACUUGGCCUUGUUAAACCUUAGGAGGUUCACCUGGGCGCACUUCUCCAGCUUGUGCAGGUCCCUCUGGAUGGCAUCCCAUCCCUCAAGUGCGUCAACCGCACCGCUCAGCUUGGUGUCAUCUGCAAACUUGCUGAGGUUGCACUUGAUCCCACCGUCUGUGUCGUUAAUGAAGAUAUUAAACAGUACUGGUCCCACUACAGACCCCUGAGGGACACCACUUGUCACCGAUCUCCAUCUGGACAUUGAGCCGUUGACCACUACCGUCUGGAUGUGACCAUCCAACCAAUUCCUCAUCCAAACAGGCCAUUCAUCAAACCUGUGUCUUUCCAAUUCAGAGAGAAGGAUGUUGCGGAGGACCGUGACAAAGGCCUUACAGAAGUCCAGACGGACAGCAUCAGUAGCUCUCCCCUUGUCCACUGAUGCAGUCACUCCAUCACAGAAGGCCACUGGGUUGGUCAGGCAGGACUUGCUCUUGGUGAAGCCAUGCUGGCUGUCUCGAAUCACCUCCCUGUCCUCCAUGUGCCUUAGCACAGCUUUUAGGAGGAUCUGUUCCGUGAUCUUCCCAGGCACAGAGGUGAGGCUGGCAGGUCGGUAGGUCCCGGGGUCCUCCUUUCUACCCUUCUGAAAAACGCCUGCAACGUUUCCCUUUUUCCAGUCACCAGGGACUCACCUGGCUGCCGUGACUUUUCACGUAUCGUGGAGAAUGGCUUGGCAACUGCAUCGGCCAGUUCCCUCAGGACUCUGGGAUGCAUCUCGUCAGGUCCCACAGACUCGUGUAUGUUCAGGUUCCUGUGGUGGUCAUGAACCUGAUCUUCUCUUACAGUGGGAGGACUUUGCUCCCCUAGUGCCUGCCUUGAGGUCCAUCCGCUCGAGAGGUGUGGGAAGAGAGGUUGCCAGUGAAGACUGAGGCAAAAAAGUUGAGUGCCUCAGCCUUCUCCUCGUCUGUCGUUACCAGUUUGCCAGUCGGGUUCAUUGGGGGGCGGGGAGUACGCUUUCCUUGACCUUCCUUUUCUGGCUGACAUACCUCUGGAAGCCUUUCUUGCUAUUCUUUGCAUCCCUAGCCAAGUUCAGCUCCUACACAACCAGGCAGCGUCUCUAUACCCUCGCCAGGACACCUGUCCCUGCUUCCACUGCCUGUGCGUUUCCUUCUUGCCCUUUAGUUUGACCAGCAGGUCUUGACCGAGCCAUGCCGGUCUCUUGCCUUCCUUGCCUGACUUCUUACACCUGGGGAUCAAGAGCUCUCGUGCUCGAUGGAAAGCGUCCUUAAAGAUCUGCCAGCUCUGUUCUGCUCCCUUGUCCCUGAGGGCACUUUCCCGGGGGUCCUAUUGACUGACUCCUCGAAGAGCUGGAAGUUUGCUUUCGUAAAAUUCAUCUCCGCCUGCCUAUCGCUACCUCAAGGUUUUCAUCACUUCCCACCUUUGCCUCACUCCUUGCCGUACGAGCUGACGUUUCCCACUUGCCCGUCUUGUCGGUAUUGGUGAAUAUUUGUUUCUCACGGCGCCGCUCCCAGCUGUGGGACGACCAGGACGUCACUCCCAUCCAUCCCUGCCCACCGUCCGCGCACCCCGGGGCUCCCCCGGGCUCCCCACGUUGGCUCCCAUCUCGGCUCAUCCUCUUGCCCAGUCCCAGCGCGCUUCUGGCCUCCUCUCGCAUCUUCUAGCUGGGCUCCUGGCCGUUGGGGCGACCAACCCAAGCCACGCACAGGACGUUUAGUCUGCAGCAUCCCUUAAAACGUCUUUUCUACUUUAUCUCGUUUCACUCCUACUCCAGCGAUGUCCCACCGGGCGCCGUAUGAGAGGACCAGUGUCAGUGAUGCUGCUCUCCUGAGCCGCGCUGUGCUGGCACACCGCGGUUUGGGCAACUUAGAAUUGGCGGUGAAAUUGGAAAGCAGAAACCUUGGAAAGGAAGGUCGCAAAAUCCACCUGAGAGGAGACCAACCCGGGAGCAGUCCAGCGUGAGCCCCUGGCUCUCCCUCCACCUCUGGGCUGGAGGCAGGAGCUGCCCCGCGGAAGCGCAGGUCUCCCUCGGAACGGGGAAAGCAUCCGUUUCCCUGCGGCGACUGCGGAGCGCGUCCCGCAGAAGGGAACCCUGCAGCGUCCCGGCAGCAGCCAGCCCCCCCGCAACGGCCAUAGUUUUGCUGGAGGUACUUGCAUAUAGAGGUUUUGUAAAUAGAAACAUAUCAGUGAUGGGGAUUCAAGUAAUCGUAUCUUUAAAAAUAACUUACCAGGUUUACAUCUUGCUUUUCUUUUUUUAAGCAUAAGAGGGGUUUUUUUGGGGGGGGGGAAAACCGGCUUGAGAACAAUGACUUACGGACCAGAUUUCCAGGCAGGUGUUUGGGGAGGAGGAGGAGGAGGCCAGCAGCAGCACGCGGGGCCGUCCCCGCGCCGUCCUGCUGAGGCCAGGGCUCGGUGGAGAGGAGAAGCCACGGCUGCCUUCAGCCCGGCGGCGGUCGCUCUGCCAAACCACCGCUGCGCGGCUUGCUCUUUUUUAAACGGGAUUGCUGUUCUUUCUUUCGGCUCAAAUGAGCCACGAACCAAAACAGAAGAGGUUUUAAGCAUUUCUUUUUUUUUUUUUUUUUCAUCCUUUACCUGCUGGGCCCGUAUUCUUCUUUCCCUACGGUCCCGAUCUAGCAAAGCACUUAGGCGGGAGCUCGCUCCCAGGGGCUCCUGCUCGCUGAGCGCUUUCCUGGAUGGCAGCUGGCCGUUGGCGUUAAGAAAAAAAAAACAAAAACAAAAACAAAAAAACUCCCUUGAAGUCAGUGUAAGUGAGAAGAGGAUCAGGUGCGUGGACUUCAGCUGGUGCAGGAUCAGGCCCUCGGUCUUACUUUCUCAACUCGGUGUGUUGGACUUUGCCUAUGCAGCUCCCAGGGGGUCCAGUGGAAGUUGCAUGGUUCAAGCCGCUGACAUCUAUUUGAGAAUGUGCCUCUUUAUCUCUUCAGCGUGUGAAAUAAUGCAAAAAAUAAUAAUAAUAAUAAAAAUAGAAAAAAAAUAGAAAAUAAGCAAAGUACAAUGUCUGUGGUAGAAGCAAGGCUUUUCAAAUCUGUUUCUCAGGUAAACAAGUGACACUAAUGACAGUGGAGUAACAGCCAUCUAAGGGAAUUGGGAUCUAAAGCAGGAGGAUGCCCUCCGUCUCGCAGGAUGCUUGGGUUGCCAGACACGUUUACUGAGCCUUUGAACACUUGGUGCAAAAGGAAACAAGAAACACGAUUGGUAUUCGCCACUACCCUUCGCUAGAUAGACGAACGUCCGUUGCAAAAGCACAAAGGGAAAACGUAACCAUAGGCUAACCCCCCCCCCCCCCCCCCCGAAGCAAGGUACCAGUUAAACUCCUUUUGGCUCUUACUCCCCGUGGGAAGCAGGGUAGAAAUCCAAGGAGCUGCUCUGUUCCGCUGCCCGCGGCGCCGGCCGGGGCGUUUCGACUGCUGCCUCCAGAGAUGUGAAUGUACUGCUCCUUGAGUUCCCUUCCAUAGAACUAGAGGCACCUCGUUAGGAAGUUGCUCCUGGUUUAUGGUGCUAAAGAAAACUUUUAUCCCCCCCCUGCCCCCCUCCCCCUUGAGCAUUUAAGAACUAUGAAAUGGCCCUUUUUAUGAAUGUAACAUAUCCAUUUCUGUUCCACAUUUUACACUGCAAUUUUAACAUGUUUGGAAAUUAUUUGCCUUUUUUCUUUUAGAAUAAGCUUUAUAAAUAUUCUGUAGAGUCAAUUGAAGUAUAAUUCUUAAGGAUCACUCUAAGACGCCUACAAAAUCUUGUAUAUUUUUAAGUGUGCCAAUUUGUAAAAUAUUUUGUAAGUGUAUAUUUUUCUUAGGAAAGUGCUGUGAAGUGUUUGUAUGUGUGAGGUUUCCCUUUUUUUGCACCUUCGGGUGUUAAUAAAAGGAUGUAUACUUAAAAGUUUCUGGUUUUAAAAACCAAAAUACAAAGAAAAAAAUUAAAACUUUUGUUGGGAAUUUUGUAAUAAAAAGAAAUGUUGUGAAAGAGUGUAGUGAUAUUGUGUAAAGGAAACUGGAAAAUUUGUGAGCGCUUUGCUGUUUUAUAGAUCCUCUUGUAAAUUAUUCUUGUAAUAUUUUGGGUUUUGUUGUUCUUGUUGCAAAGGUUUUAAAUAUUUGUGACUGACUCUGUAUGGUGAAAACGUCAUAUUGUUAACUUGCUGAGUUUUGUUAUAUUGUUUAUGGAAUAAAUAAAAAAAAUUUAAAAUCUCAUUUUAAGAUCAUGUAUGAAGAAGAAAU